Molecule: messenger RNA, 576 nt
Organism: Aspergillus japonicus CBS 114.51
Lineage: Eukaryota; Fungi; Ascomycota; Eurotiomycetes; Eurotiales; Aspergillaceae
Product: WD40 repeat domain-containing protein
Exons: 1
Coding region: 1-576 (191 amino acids)
Molecular function (GO): protein binding
Source: RefSeq, a predicted model, not a curated record
AUGGCGGUGGCAUUGUCAAGAUCUGGGAUUAUGAUCGCGGUCUGUCUCAGCACACUUGACACCGAUGCCAAGUACUCUGGGUUGAUCGCCUUGUCACCGGAUGGCAAUCUACUAGCAUCCGGGUAUUGUGGUAUCAGGAUCUGGGACAUCCAUCGUGGUGAAUGUCUUAAGACGCUGGGGGGAUGUAUUGGCUCUAUUAAUGCAAUCGGAUUCACCUCCAAUGGCCAGAUCAUCACUGCCGAGACUCUCGGUAUCAUGAUCUGCGACGUGGAGAGUGGCAAGUGUCUGAGAACCUUUCGACGAUCUUACGAAACCUAUUCACUGGCUUUGUCCCUUGAUGGCCAUGUCGUAUCCAGCACUGGUGACGGCCGCAUCGAAAUCUGGAACCCUGAAGGGGAUGGUGCUCCCAAGAUGCUUCUAGGCCAUACCGUUAAAGCCAUUUCCAUUGCUCUUUCAUCUAUCGGCAACAUCAUAUCCGGAUCCGAGGACUAUACCGAUAGUGAAGAGGAGGAUGAAAAAAGAAAUGACCAGACUGGGGCUCGAUCCCAGGACCUUAUCGGUGUUAACGAUACGUGA